This is a messenger RNA of Aureobasidium melanogenum CBS 110374, 1488 nucleotides long. Its product is annotated as Metallo-dependent hydrolase. The record is from RefSeq and is a predicted model, not a curated record. NCBI's taxonomy places the organism in Eukaryota, Fungi, Ascomycota, Dothideomycetes, Dothideales, Saccotheciaceae. Gene Ontology annotation, molecular function: hydrolase activity, acting on carbon-nitrogen (but not peptide) bonds. Bases 1 to 1488 code for a protein of 495 amino acids. The transcript has 3 exons.
AUGUCAUUCAAGUUGCUUCGUGGUGGAACUGUGCUUGUCCAUGAUGAGCAUGACCACGUCAAUGUGCUGCAGAACACCGACAUGCUCAUCGAAGGCAACAAAAUCGUCGAGAUAUCCCAGGGCAUACAAGCCCCAGCAGAUGCAAAGAUAAUCGACUGUGUGGACCGCCUGAUAAGCCCGGGAUUUGUUGAUACUCGUACGACUCAGUUGAGAGGUAGACAUGCGAACGAGCUCUUGCUUGAGUACUUCUAUUCGGGAAAUUUCAAUUCCAGCGUCUUUUCCGCCGAGGACAUAUUCUGGGGUCAGCUCGGUGGGACGAUGGAGAUGAUCAAUGGAGGAACAACAUGCGUUGUUGACCAUGCCCACCUCAACUAUGGGCCCGAGUACAAUGCGAAUGCAAUCUCAGCUACAGUGGCUUCGGGGAUUCGUUCGAUCUACGGUUACUGCCCAACGGCACGUGUUGCCUCGUGGAACCCUCUUGUGAUGGACAACAACGUACUCGCCGACGAGGUUAUCAAUAACUUGGAAGAGCUUGCUUCGGCCGCCCCUUUUGGCGACGGCAGGAUAACCCUGGGCUUGGCUUUCGAUGGCUGGUUUCUUCCCAAACCAUCGAUCAUCUCACUGUUUGACAAAGUCGCCAAAUUAAAAAUUCGCACCGUCACUUCCCACAGCGUCCGCACGCCUUCAUUUGGUGCCUCCAAUUCGCUUCCCAAGUUGAUCAACAGCUAUGGUCUACUGGAUGACAGAUUUCUGUUCUCGCACUCAAACAACAUGACACCUGAGGAAGUCGAACUAUGUCACUCCAAAGGUUUCUGGAUUAGCAGUACUCCUGAUACGGAACUGCAAAUGGCCCAUGGCACACCGAUCUGCUUCGACGAUAAGAGUGGUGUACAGAAUAGAUGCAGUCUGGGCGUAGACUGCCACUCAAACAAUUCAGGAGACCUCCUGUCACAAAUGCGACUGGCAUUACAGUCGGCACGCGGCAGAUCGAAUGAAAAUUUCAACGUGAAUGGCAAAGAUCCUAGAUCAGUGUACAAGACCGUCGAGGAAGCCUUCAACCUCGGCACCAUCCAAGGCGCUCGUGCAGUGCAUAUGGAAGAUCGGAUUGGUAGCAUAGCCGUCGGCAAAGUUGCCGACCUUGUCAUCUUCGACGCGACCAGUGUAGCUAUGGUCUGCGCUGCUCAACAUGACCCUGUAGCGGCCAUUGUGUUACACAGUUCUAUUGCUGAUGUGGACUCAGUCAUCGUUGAUGGAAAUUUCAGAAAGCGCAAUGGUCGUUUGUUGCCUGUGCAUCUGGAUGAUGUCGGUCGAUCCAUCGCUGACAAGGAAACGCUGGAAUGGAAAGAGGUUGCAAAAGCGUUGGUCAAGGGAAGAGAAAGAAUCCAGGAGAAGAUUGACACACAUGAUGUGGAGAAUGCGAGGAAGGUUACGGUCGAACGCUUCCACAUCGAUGAGUCUAAGAUUCGCGACAAGAUCGAUGACAUCUAG